GGUCCGCUGAAGCGCAGGCACCGCGUCUUCCAUUGAGCUACCGGGAAGUUGCUCUUUGUCUUAGUCAUGUCUCGGGGGUCGAGCGCGGGCUUUGACCGGCACAUUACAAUCUUUUCACCCGAAGGGCGACUUUACCAAGUGGAAUAUGCAUUCAAGGCCAUCAAUCAAGGUGGGCUUACAUCCGUGGCUGUGCGAGGGAAAGACUGCGCCGUCGUCGUAACACAAAGGAAAGUCCCAGACAAGCUGUUGGACAGCAACACAGUUACUCAUUUAUUCCGGAUAACCGAGAACAUUGGCUGCGUGAUGACCGGCAUGACAGCUGACAGCAGGUCGCAGGUCCAGAGGGCACGUUACGAGGCUGCCAACUGGAAGUAUAAAUACGGCUACGAGAUCCCGGUCGACAUGCUUUGCAAGCGGAUUGCCGAUAUUUCCCAGGUGUACACACAAAAUGCAGAAAUGAGACCCUUGGGAUGCUGCAUGAUUCUAAUCGGAGUGGACGAGGAGAAUGGACCUCAAGUGUAUAAAUGUGACCCAGCUGGCUACUAUUGUGGCUUCAAGGCCACCACGGCUGGUGUGAAGCAAACAGAGGCUACUAGCUUCUUGGAAAAGAAAGUGAAGAAGAAGUUUGACUGGACGUACGAGCAGACUGUUGAGACCGCGAUCUCCUGUCUCUCCACCGUCCUCUCCAUUGAUUUCAAGCCGUCUGAGCUGGAAGUGGGUGUAGUGAAGACUCAGGACCCCAAAUUCAGAAUCCUUACAGAAGCUGAGAUUGAUAUCCACCUUGUUGCACUUGCCGAGCGUGACUAGUGUUUUAUCUGCACGUUGUCUGCCCAUACAGUUCAUGUCUGGUGUAAUCCACUACACACACGCUUUUGUCUUGUAUUUUCUUUCUCUGGUUAAAUAAAGCAGAGGGUUUUUUUGGAA
Spea bombifrons (plains spadefoot toad) is the source of this 924-nucleotide messenger RNA. It is a transcript of the gene PSMA6, whose product is annotated as proteasome 20S subunit alpha 6. The record is from RefSeq and is a predicted model, not a curated record. Gene Ontology annotation, biological process: ubiquitin-dependent protein catabolic process. Gene Ontology annotation, cellular component: nucleus; proteasome core complex, alpha-subunit complex; proteasome core complex. Lineage: Eukaryota; Metazoa; Chordata; Amphibia; Anura; Pelobatidae. The transcript is spliced from 7 exons. The coding region runs from base 67 to 807 and encodes 246 amino acids.